Molecule: messenger RNA, 8985 nt
Organism: Pomacea canaliculata
Lineage: Eukaryota; Metazoa; Mollusca; Gastropoda; Architaenioglossa; Ampullariidae
Product: SAM and SH3 domain-containing protein 3-like
Exons: 8
Coding region: 32-1492 (486 amino acids)
Molecular function (GO): protein binding
Source: RefSeq, a predicted model, not a curated record
AGGUUCCAUGUGACCACCAGAUGGCAUCAGGAUGCUAUCGUCAGCGCCGGGUCCACAGUGUCAGCCAGAUAGAAUGCACCCAAAACACCAGCUCUCCACAUUUUUCGAGGGCUCUGUCCUGUUCACCUACUUGCACAUCCCACUGCAGGCCUCACCAUUUGCAGCAGCCAACUAUCAAUUUCAGAUUCCACCCUCAGCACCAUCUCGGGACCAACCCCAUAAGAUGACCACCUUUGGACACGUGGAAACUCUUAAGGAGAGACUGACUGGGAAGUCUUCCUCCUCACACCAACCCAAGACAUCAUCACAGACAUCGCUGCUGUCCUCCAGUUCUGAGCAGUCAAUGGACUGCAAUCUGCAGCUCCUGCCCAUAAAGUCUGAUGUCUUGACAACUAUAAAUCAAGAUGGCAGUGGUGAUGGAGCUGGAAGCAGUUCCAAUAUGUCUCUUGGCUCAGAUUAUUCAGCGACACCAGGUUCCAAGACUGAAGAAAAACCUGGGAAGACAGGCAAGUCUGAGUUCCGAACGGGAGCACCAAGACCUCCACUGCUGCGCCAAACAUCUGCUAGUGCUGUUACUUCAGCUUUGUAUAACUCAGCAGCACAUGCUGGAGCCUUCAUUGGGCUUGCUCGUGCUAAAAUAGAUUUCACACCACCAGAGGGCGACACAGACUCUCUAGUAUACAAGAAAGGGGACAUAAUCCACAUAAUGGCAACGACACCAGGAGGUCAUGGCCGAGGAGCAAUGCGAGGCAAUGUUGGAGGAUUUCUGCUGACCAAUGUAGAACUGCUGGGCAUGCCGCAGUAUAAGCCUCACCUGGGACGCAGAAAAAAUACCUGUAAACCAAAACCUCGCUCAGUGGAAGAAUUAAUGACGCGCAUUGGACUAGAGCACCUGGCCAAGGUGUUCAUUGACAAUGGGUUUGACACUCUUGAGAUCUUCUCAGAAAUAGACGAAGGAGAUUUAACGACCUUAGGUGUUACACAGCCAGAACAACGAGCCAAGCUUCUGACAGCUGCAGAACUUUUGCUGGACUCUGAUUCUGCAGACACAUCUGAUGGUCAAGGACAGAGUGGUGAGCGAUCUGGCUCAAGGAAUGCUAACUCGGACUCACCUUCAAGUCUUUCUCCAACUGCUGGUCCCCCUGGAGAGAGCCCUUCUGCAAAGACAGUCAGUGCAAGUCGGGAUUCAGGUUGCUAUGCUAGCAGUGAGCAGCUCAAAAAAAUGCCUGCGGGCCAUCAUGGGGGAGUGUCUCCUGGCACCUCAGCAGUAGUGGGACCUACCAGAUUAAACUCCAGGGGUGCUAAUGGAGAAACAAAGUGUUUGUGUGUACAUUGUGGAAAGCCCAAGCUGCAAGGUCAGGUCAGUGCUACUGGAAGGGGGGUUGUUUCAGGUGGGGAUGGAGAGAAGAGUGACAGGGAACUGAGCGCAGAAGACCAGGAGGUGUUUUCAAUCACGGCUGGGUCACAGCCACAGGCACUGCAGUUCCCGUGACUUUGUCCAUGGCCCAGAGUGGUGUUGGGAGUGGCUGCAAUGUAUGCACCCAGUCACAGCUGCAUUCUCACUCACGGUGCGAGAGCAAGUCGUCCAAGCAGUCCCUGAGCUCAGCAUGCACCCAGCUGACAUCUUUGAGUCCCGAGGAGGAAGUAGGGCUUUAUGACAGCCGGCAUGAUCACUCUCUGGUUGGUGAAGGUGGCCACUGGAGUUCUGGCUGUGUUCAAUGUGUCCAGGAAGCAGCCCUUCUGACAUCGCAGAUGGCAGGUAUGGAGUCAUCAGGCAGAAUUUCUCAGCAACGAGGGCUUUAUGGACAAGGUUACCGCUCACAUUUACACUACGGUGCCUAUGACAGCUACACUCAUCAACACUUGUACCCUGAAGGGCAGGUGGCUUAUCUUGGCUCAGGUGGGGUGACAGGAGUGGGAGCUCGUAGUGGACAGAGGACACCCAGCUCAAUGCACUACACCACCCCUGUUACACAUUACAACACCUCCACCAUGCCUUAUAGCUCCGCCUCACACUACGGUUCAUCGGCCUCAGAUUACGGUGCUUCAGCCGCCCACUAUGGAGGUCAGAGACCUCCUUAUCCCUCUCACAGUCACCACUAUGGCGUGCACCCACAUGGAUCUCCCUACAGCUCGCAGGGCACACAGUUCCACCCUUCACAAUACUAUGGUUCGCAUUCUGCAGCGUAUGGUUCACAGGGACAGUAUUCCCCUUCCCAGGCUUUGCUAUAUGGUUCAUCAGUGAGCCACCCGGGAGCCCAAAGGCACCAUUCUCCACUCACUCUUUCCUUGUCAGCCUCCUCUGCCAGUCUUCAGUUGGGCUGAAGCUGAACCGAUCUGUGUCACAUGAAGGAACCAGCUCUUACCCAGCAUGUGCCAACCCCAGAGGCCCGGAUUAUGCUGCAGGAAGCUCACAAAAGCCACCUUCUCGCAGUCCGACUCGCUCCCUUAUUCCUCUUGUCACAACCAAGCUUGGGGCAGAAGGCAUUAUUCUUACUGAUGAACCUUACUCCACACCUAGUGGAGAGUGUGGGAUCCCUCCGCUGCUGGUGCAGCGUUAUGCAGAAGAGCUACGGUUAGAUGUCCUGAGUGUGGCUCUUGUCUUGGAGCAAGUCCGCACUUUGCAGCUUCAUGCCCUUCAGCGACCAUCUAUUCCUAAUGAGCGACUAGCAGAGUCUUGCAGUCAAGCUUGCAACCUUCAGAUCUCCUCUUUGGCAGAGUUUUUUAUUUCCAUUGGCCUGCCAAUGUACAUCCCCCGAGUUCUGGCUGGAGGAAUCAGCACUAUACAGCUGUUGCUAACAACAUCGGAAGCAGACAUUCCUCGGCUGACUGGUGCAGAUUCCUACCAUGUGAAACGCAUCAGUCAUGCCAUCCAGUGGGUGAGGAUCAAGCUGAGCUCCCCAACACGAAGUGUCACAGCCCCUUCAAGCACAACAAGUGCUAGCAGUGCUGCUGUUGUUUCUUCAGGCACUCCAGCCAAACAGAGCAGUGCAACAGUGAAAGACAAAGUGUGAAAGAAGAAAACAGUUCUUGCUGACACGGAGCAAGCCCAUUUUAAGGAAUUAAGAGCUGAUUCAGGAAUCUGGGCUGUGACAAGAGUGGUUUACAUGUACUUGUGCACCCUAGUCAAAUCAAACUGAGAGCAAUCUAACCAAGUUUCAAAAGGAACUCCUAGUCAUUAUGAUUGAGUCAUUAGAGAUGGAGCUGGAAUGUAUUAUUUUCUUUGUUAACUUUUUAUGUGGCUAUUAAACCAUAUUUUAAAAAAAAUAAUGUGUUGAGGAUGUUUAAGAAAUUUUGUUGUUGAUACAUCUGUAGUGACAGAAAGGUUUUUUUUUUAUUUUUUGUGAGUACAUUUUGUAGAAAAUUGUACUGCUUGACAAAAAUUGUAUGGAACUUUUCACAGCAGGGGCAAAAGUACCUUUAUGAGGACUUCAUGGAAAAGUGCACUGUUAUGCUGCUUGUUUGAUAUAAGUUCCUUGCAUGGCUUAAGGAAGUGUGUUUACAAAUUUGUUAGCAAUUACCAGAUUAACUGACAAGAAAAACUUCCAGAAUUUGUGAACUGCUGAUCAAAACAUGCUGGUCUUUGACAGAGGGCAAACGUUUUGUUGGGUGUUACAUUGUCGGAAUGCAUCAUCUCGGGGACAAUCAGAUUUGCAUGUGGGAGGUCUGAGUCUUGAUGAUGGAUGUUUUGAUAUUAUUCAAGUCUCCAUGGACUGCUAUUUAGAGCAAAUACUUUUACUUGGACAGGUUAUUUUGGUUUUUUAAAACCUUUUAACUAAGCCACCUAUUUGAAUGAACAGAAAGAUAUUUGGGAUGAGGGAACUCUGGUAUUGGUGUGGAAGUUUAGUAAAAUAAAAUAAGAACUUCUAAUCAGGAACUUCUGGCCUGAUACAAGCCACAUGGUAGGCUUAGGGCAAUUUUUGUUAACAGAUGUGAAUUAAUUUGUACAGCCGGUGGCUUAUAGCAUAUUUGGAGGAAUGCUUAUAUGAAGGAUCCAAAGCAGUUGGAGAAGUUAUAUUUUCCUUGGGGUGGCUGGCCACCUGUUUAAUAAACAAGUAAUCAUGCCUGCUGUGAUUUUAUCAAUCAGACAUAGGAAGAAACAAUAGCGUUUUGCAUUAAUCAAAUAUCUUCUGCUUCCUGUUUGUUGGCAUCUGAUGUCUGCCAUCUUAAGAGUUUGGUCUAGGUUUUGGGGGUGAGGGGAUUCAUGCUGCUUCUUGUUUAGAAGGCUUGUGAAUUAUCAUCUGAUGGUAAGAAAUGGUUUCAUUGUCAUCAUAUUUGGCAAAUCAUUGCAGUUUACAAUGCAUCUGUGCUAAAUGAUAUUAAAGAAGAUCAGUCCAACACAGUACUUUUAUGAAGUAAAUCUGUCAUAUUUGUGCUUGUGAAAGCUUAAACCACAGUCUUUCUACAUCGUUUCAAUUAUCUGCAUUUUGUUAAACAUCAUCAACGCUUUCAAAGAAAGACUUGCCAAUAUCAGCUUCUGUCUUAGUGGUUGUCUUAGUCCGUCUUUGAGUGCUAAGCCCCAACAGUGCCCUGAAGGAUUUUCAAAGCUCAUUGUAUUUCGUUUUGAACACUUGCAUACCACAUUUUACAUUCCAUUCUAUCCUGGUAUGUCACAUUCAUCUUGCUUCAUCUACCUCCUGCUCCACAACAUUCAAUCUUUUAUCUCAGAGGACUGUAUGGACUGAGUAAUACUAUACAUGGCACGUCAAGUGUGGAGAGUAAAAUCUGUGUAGAUGAGGUGUUUGAAACAUUUGCAUGAAAACCUAUUAUAAUCUGCCAUCUUAGUGUGUUUAGUUGAUGUUCUUUUCAUCCUCUACCCAACUGAAUUUUGGACAGUAUUGUAUCUGGAUUUUUCUAGUGUAUAGCAGUUUGAUGUUUUCUUAAAAUAGCACGACACUGAUUUGACUUUUUUUGUAAGCUGCUUAUUCUGUUGCACCAAAUUCAGCAUAAUUACUGACAUUACACCUUAAACGGUAUAUGCCCAUAAGUUUGCAUGUGAUAACAUCCCCGACCUCAACUCACCCACUCAUACCACACAUUUAUUUGGAAUGGAGAGAGGAAAGAGAACAUUUUAGCUCUCUUUUUCAGGGAAACACAAAUGUAGCAUAAUGAAUAAGACCUAGGUAACAGAUGCUACAUGUAUGUGUGCAUAUAUUAGCAGACUUUGUCACAAUGUUUAUGUGUCAUACAAAUUACAUGAGUUCUGAUGGUGGUCUGGUGGUAGUGCUUCUCACCAGUGAGAUGACUGUUUGGUGUUCUGGGUUCAGAUCUCAUCUGAAGUACAGUCCUUAUCCACUAAUGGUCAGCUUCUUUGCUUUGAUGUAAUCCAGAAGAGGCUCCUGGUGUCCUAUGAGUGAGAUGAUUGCAUUCUGAACAGGUAUUAAGUCUUAGUUUCAUCAGAAUAAAAACUCAUUACGAUUUCACACAUUGUUACUCAUUUUGGGGGGAUAUCUUCCAUGAAUCAUGUUCUUUUGUAGGUGUGUACGUGUGCAUGCAUGCAAAAAGGGAUGAGGGAUGUUAGAAAUGAUUCCUCAUCAAUUUAUUCCUUGACAUAAAUUUUAAAAACCUUAUUUUUAAGGUCAACAUUUCAUAUGCACAACUUCCUGAAAAACAAAGUUUAUUUCAUGUUAAAAUUGGAAAUCCAUGUUGGCAUAAUUAUUAUUUCAGUUUUGGAAAAUUUAAUGUGUUGUUUGCUAUAUGAUCAAGUGUGAAUUGUGUUCCAGUUCUAGGAAUCUGUGAUUCUGAGUUAAUAAGAGUGAAUUACACAGCUCUUUCAGAUACUUUUAAAAGAGCUUGAUAAAUGGAUGUCAAAGUAACUACAUGGCCACAUUUCUGUUUGCUUUUAAUGUAACUGGUGUCUGCGGUAGAAAGGAAAACUUUUAGAUCCUGCAAACUUAAAACAUUUUGCCUUUUCCUUCAUUCCAAAUUAUUCACUCAAUACCACAAGUACUGUACUUCAUAGAUUUAUUAAACCAGAUGUGGACAGUGCUAAUAAAUUGAAGAAUCUCUUUAAAUGUCCUUUUUUCCCAAGAUUUACUGGUUGGAUAUGAUAACUUGGAUUUCAGUGUGUUCUGUUUGAUGGCUGUGUACUUGCAUUAAAAAAAUGUCAUUUGUAGUUGAGAGAUUUCUUGCGAGGCAUGAGAUUGUUAUCAAGUUAGUAGAUUUGAUAAAGUUCACCAAGUUAGAGAAUUGAACUCAGAGAAUACAGGCAUGAAAUCAUUUCUCAAGUUAGUUUGGAAUAUGGUGCCAAGAGAAACUGCAUUCACUUGUGAAAUUACAGUCAUAGUCACAAACAAUGAAUUUGUUCAACAUUCACCUUUUAAAAUGUGUGAAACUGUGUGUGAAUUUAUAAAAAUCACCGUUUAUGUAAAAAGUUUGUGUGGAUCACUUGUGUCAAGGUAGAUGUGAAAUCAAGAUAUUUUACUUUUGCUCAGGUGGUUUCCAUAAUAUUUUCAUAAAUACUUGAACAGUUAAUGAGGCUAGCUCAAGGUUGAGGUGGCUGAAUCUGUACUUUAGAGUUUUAGAGUUUGUAACAAAAUAUGCUUCGUUAGUCUGAUGUAAGAUUUUGCUACAGGAGCUUUGCACUGUUGUUUUCUGGCGACCUUUUGUAGGGUAUUUGAAGAUGAUUUUGUUCUGUGAGGGCAGUAAAAAUCUGCAAAUUUUGUUACAGUUUACGUGACCAGAUCUUGCAUGCACAUACACACAGAUUGUUUCGAUAGACGGAGCUUUAAUAUAAUAAAAAGUCUUCACUUUUUGCUGAAGACUUAAGAAGAUCUUACUCAUUUGCUGUUGUACAGGAACAGUAUUUUGAUUAUUUUGUGCUGUUUUCCUGUUACUAGUUUGUGAGAUCAAGUGUGUGUUGGUAUUUGUGUGUGUGUGUGCACACAUUGAAAAGUGAAUGUGUCCUUUCAUGGAUGUUUUGCCAUAUUUUAGUAUUUAUGCAUAUUUAGUUUUGGUAUCCAGAAAUAGACUAAGGCAAAUUAAUAACGUUUAGAAUAUGCUGCUGUGCAGAAGUGAUAGUGUAGCAGACACAAGUUGCUUCGUCUUGUAAACAAAUUCCUCAAAAUCUGUCUAGUCAUUUUUUGUCAUAAAUGUUUAAGAAAAAAACCCCUCUGUUAUUAAUUUUUAUUGAACUGAAUGUCCACAUAAUAUAUUACAUGGAUUGGUAGCUUACGGUGUAUAUGGAAUGGAAGUUGUACCAGAGUGAAAUGCAAUGUCAGUGUUUUCAAAAACUGCACCAAGGGACCAUUAGAUUUGUAUUGCAAACCAUAUGAAUGUUGGAACUGUAUGUGCUCCUAAUGUUCUCCGCAUCAGCAUGUCAUAUGGCACAUUUUGUAUGAUAUUAUUGUUUAAUAAUGUUGAAAACUAAAGGUGGUUAAAAAAAAAUAUUUCUUUUUAAUUUUUGGUAUAUUGUAUAUUUGGUAUACUAGAAGUUGGGUUUUAAGUUUCUAAUUUGUCCUUUAAGUUGACUUAAGCAUGAUGAAUUUAGAGUUAUGACAUGCAUGCACAUAAAUCAGAACCACUGAACGUGUUACAGUUAUCAUAUCUGCACCUCAUUCUGUCUGAUACUUUUUAAUAUGUGAUGUAUUAAUACAUAUUCACACUGUUUCCCACUCGCAGUUGGAUAUUUUGUUUUUGCAUGCAGAUAAAUAGUUAGGAGCAUUUUAGGCUUUAAAUGCCUGAGGAUGAGAACAGCACAUUGAAAAGCAUGGUUAAACCUACAACAUGAAAUACAGAAAAGAUUUCUUUGGGUUAUUCUGUCACAUUUUUUUUUAAGGCUUGCUUUCAACGUGAUGUGUCCUUGCAAGCUGUUCACAAAAUGGCAGUUAAAUUUUCAUUGUUGCUCUUGAGUUUUGCAAUUUGAUCAUCUCGAUUGCUUCCUUUCACAUUUGUAUUUUGUUUUGAAUUAAGUCUUUUUUUUGUAGCAAGUUCUUUUUAUUGCUUUUAUUUCCUAUUUUACCUGUUGGUCAAAUGUAUAGUAACUUCUCAUACCUAUUACCUCUGUUCCUUAAUUGUUCAAUGAUUUCCUCACUUACCUUUGACUGGGCAGGUUUUGUAUUGACUGUAAAUCUUGGUUAUUUGUUUCUGACUUACCACUGUAUAUUUUUUAAUAACUUCUUUCCCAGAUUCCUCCAAAAAUGUGUUAUGAUGUGUUCAUACAAGCACAAUACUCUAUGGCUGUAUUUUUAGCUCAUGAGGGAGGGAAGAAGAGGCAGGCAGAAGUGGGUCCAAGGGUAGAGAACUGAGAAAUAUGGCAUAUGUUAGCAGCAAUCCUUUCAGUCACAUAAGAUGAGAUGAUAAAAGACAAUAACCUAGGAACUCUGGAUUUUCUUUCUCAUCAGGGUGAUCUGCCACAAGCUCAUUUUCUUGAGUUUAAAAGUGGUACAUGCUGAAUUGCCAUUAGCAUUUCACUAAUGAAGCAUAGUGCAAGGGUGCGAAAUAUUAAAUACAAUGAAUCAUGGUACAUUCUAACACAGAUGUUCCCAUGUUUUAGGGUUGUUAGGAGGAUCAUCUUUCCUUAUUGACUUUCUCAAAAAGAAUCUGCAUUUCUGUCAAGACCUUUGGUAGGUUUUGCCUUUCCUGCCUCCUGCUCAGCAAACCAUACAGCCAAAUACUCAGUGCAUUCUUGUGAACACUGAACACAGAUGCAUCCAUUUUAUGAGAAAGGCAAACAAUAUUCUUUGUAACUAUUCGUUUCCAGGUGUAUAAAGUUGUUUUGUUGAAGUGCACUAGUAACAAACGGGCGAAGAAUUCUGUUAUAAUCUCAAUCAAUUAUUCUGUGCAUUUUAACCUGUGCAAUAUUGCAAACCUCUUCAGUUGAUUUGUUUUCUUUGGUUCCUUCAAAUGCAAGGUAAAAGCCUGCAGUUUUUAUGUAAAUUUUUCAGUCAGCACAUUGUUUGCUUGGUUUAUAAGCAUGUGGUGUUGAUGUGCCAAUACCAUUGUACUUGUUCAUCACAUUUUCAAAUAAACAUCAACAAUAAAAUU